AUGCUACAAGUGGAAGCGAAAAGCUUGAUUCAGGAUAUAUCACCAUCUUCCCCUAGUAAAACAGAGCUAUUCAAGAAUGAAAACGAAUCGGUGGAUCUUUUGUUACAGGAAAUGGAAAUUGAUGUUGACACAAUGAAGGUAAAUGAUGCUGAUGCUGAUGCUGAUGCUGAUGGUAAUUGUCCCAGCUUGGCAGCAUCGGCCAAUAACACGCCAACUAAACCAUUAAAGUUCCCCACAACAAAUACAAGGAACUUACCAGACUCAACAAGGAAGUCACCAGACUCAACAAGGAAGUCACCAGAGUCAACAAGUAACUCACCAGAGCCAACAAGGAACUCACCAGAUUUGGGUAAAAGGAACUCGGCAGACCCAAAUUCAAGCUCUGAUACUUACACUAGCGAACACGACCCUGAUCAAAUAGCCAUUACUGACAUACAAAAGACAGCUCUAGACUUGAAAUCUUCCUUGGACCGGAAUUUUGAUAUCGACAACUCAAUUGAGUUGCAACAAACCAUUGCCAUCACUGACUCAAUUGCAGAUCACGUAGAUGAAUUUUCAUUCCAAACACCAAUGAAUUCGACAGUAGAUUUAACUUCAAAACCAGAAUAUUGCAACACAUCCCCAAGCAAAUCGAUCUUACGAAAAACACCAAAUUCGUCGCCAAAAAAAGUUGCAUUUACAUCAAAAAACCCCGAAGUUCACCAAUAUCCAGAGCUUUCCAGUAAUGUCGAAGAAGAGGUAAAACAAGACCUCGCAGUACAAGUUCCAGUACACCACCAAUGGACACAACCAAAUAUACAUUCAGAAAACGAGAAUGUCAGCUCGCCACCUCCUCUCCCUCCACCACACACUAGCAAACCUACAUUUUCACAGCUUUUGAAAAGCAACAAUAUUAUAGAGGAUGAGAUGGAGGCUGACAACAACAACAAUAAUAAUAAUAAUAAUAACGAUGGUUCAGAAAGUUUGACUCAGCUCAAGUUGAAACAUGAUAGUUUUAGUAACUUGUCAUUAAAUGAGAAAGUGAACUUGUAUUUGAAACCUGAUAUCUCCGAACUAGAUACUCGGCUUGAGCAAUUAACCGAGGCAAGAAAACAUAAAACGGCAGAUAAUGUCCAUCUGUUGUCAUUUGGUCUACAAACUUCAGUUCCUGCUAUUGAAAACCCUUUGAUAUCUUUGCUGAAGACGCCUGAUGUUCAAUUAAGGUCCUCCGGAUCUUCUUCUUCUUCAUUACAGUCACUCAGAGAACACAACCGAGGCCUAAGCUCGAUACCGGGUUCGCCUACCAAAGCAAAUAAAGGGUUGGUUUUGAAAGAUGGCAUUCGUGGUUUGCUGGAUUCGGCUCUUGAAUCGUUACUACCUAGAGAUGAGUCUGUGGAAGGAUUGGUUAUGCUGCCACCAAAGAAAAAGGAGGGUGAAGAGCAGAUGGACUCUUUUGAAAGGUCAUAUAAAUAUACAGAACAGUCAAUUUUGAAUUUGUUGAACAGCACAUCUCAACAAUUUCUGCCUAAGAAAGUGGAACUGACAACAGCAAAGGGAGCUACACCGGAAGUUAAUGUUGCAAUUAAAAAGAAGAAAUUGGAUGAUGAACAAACUGUUGAUGCUACUACAAAGUUGAAACAAGAGGAUGAAGAAGAAGAAGAAGAGGAUGAAGAAGAAGAGUUUCAUUUCAACAAGCAGAGCUCCAUUUAUCAGCCAGAGGAAUCCGACGAAUCAAAGCAAGAUGAAUCUAAAAUGUCAAUUCGUUUCCAUAUAGACAGUGAUUGGAAGCUUGAAGACAGCAAUGAUGGUGACAAAGAAGACAACGAUGAAGCCAGUCGAGUAUACGAUAUUUCCAACUUGAUCAAAGAUGAAACCAUCCCUCAAGAUGAUAAUGAUGGCGAAGCUAUGGAGGACAACAGUGACGAAACUAGUCGUCGAGACUACGAUGCCUCCUCUUCCAGCUUGAUCAAAGAUGAAAGUAUCUCCCAAGGUGAUGACGGAGACUCACUGAAAAAUCAGCCAAUUGCAAGAACACCGUUAACGCUUACUAACGUGUCACUUGCACCUCCACGGCCUGUGUCGCCAACAAAAAAGGAGAUGAAGAGCUCGAAAGGCGAACAAGAAGAUGUAUUGGCCAACUCCUCUAAUAUAGCACCUGAUGAAAUAACCUUGCCCCAGAUUGAGACCAGCAACUAUUCAUCUUUUGAUGAAGUAACGAGAACUAUGAACACGCUGUCGAGUUUUGAACAAUCGUUGUCUGCGGAAAACGAUGCAGAACGAAACAAGUUGGACAAUUUUAUUUCAAUCUGGCACUAUCAAGAGAAACAAAAGAAGAAACAGGCCCACAAAGUACCCACUGCAAAAGUUAUUUCUCCUUACGAUGAUGACUUUUUGGAGAGGAAAAAGAGUAGCACGUCAACUAACAGAGUGAGAAUACCGAGUUCAAUGAAUGGAAAAAAGUUGAAGGAGGUGAAUGUUGUGUCAAGAAGAAUCGUUAGUCCAGACUUUGACGAGUUGUAUAUGUCUGGAUUUUUACCAGAUUUAUCAAAAGAUUCCGGAUUCAAUGAUUUACUGUUUUCUAAUUAUUCAAAUAUAAUAGGCAGUAGGGCUACGACUGCUGGUGCUGGUGCUGGUGCUGGUGCUCAUGCUGGUGCUCAUGCUGCUCCCCUAAGUACAAAGAACGUGUUGUCAAGUAUAGACAAUUAUCCAGAAGUGGUUGAGCCUCCAGAGCCAAGAUCACAUAGUGAAAUUAGACAUUCCACUAUUACAUGGAGAUCUAAUCAAAAGACACUAGAUACUCAACAUCCUACUAAGCCAGUAUUCCCCAAAAAAUCAAAGUUCAGGGUGCCAACAUUUGAAAUUAAAAGAUCGUCAUCCGUUCUUUCUCCGGGUAAUAUGUACAAUGACAUUUUCGACGAUGUGUUAAAAAAGCCACCAACAAUUCGUUCGGAAGGGAUGAAGACAUUACCUAGUAUGGACAAAGACGACGUGAAACGUAUACUUAGUACAAAGAAGGGAAUGUCUCAAGAUGAGUAUAUAAAUGCCAAAUUUGUCGAAAAGAAACCAAAGAAGAAUUCAAUAGUAACGGAACAAAACGAUCUUUACGAUGAAAUACAACAAGCAGCUUCCAUCCACAAUACAGAUUUGGACUCUCCGAAAUCUCGUCAACCUUCAGGACUGGACGUCUUGCCUUAUCUUGCAGAGGAAUUGAGAAAGUCGCCAAUGGCCUUUGUGUCAGAUAAUGUGCCCGGGUAUCUAUCAUUGCAAAGCCCUUCCAUUGCAAAUUCAAAUACAUUACCAGAACCAGAAUUCGAGGUAGAUGUUUCUCCUAAUACACCUAAGCUGCUGUCGGAUGCGAUUGAUGCUUUGGACAAUAUAACAAACAUUAAAGUGGAUACCACUCUUCAUCAAAAAGAAAACCCACCUUCUACUCCAAAAAUAUCUCCUCAAACUAAUUUAAAACGAGUUUCACCAAACAAGAAGAGUCCAAUAAAGAUUGGGUCACCCAUGAGGUUGAUCAAACAGGAUGGUGCUAUUACCGGUAUUGAAACUCCUGUAAAAGAACCCCGGACGAGUGUGGAUAACAUGCAACAGCACAGAUCACAACAAACAUUUAAAGGAAACGAGAUUUUGCACCCAAAAAUCAGGGAAAAUCCAACUAAUGAGAAAAUCAAAGAAAAGCAAGCUAUUGCAAGCACUGUUUCGGUACCCUCUCAGUUUUCUGAAGAGGAGACACAACAACAACAACAGCAACAACAGCAGCAGCAGCAGCAGCAGCAGCAGCAGCAGCAUACCAAAUCAGACCCCAAAGCCAUUGAUGAAAAAGUUCAUCAUCAUAAUGGUGUGCAAGAGCGUGGAAAAUUGUUUUUCAAGGUUAUAGGGUUCAAAAAUAUAAACUUGCCGGAUUUGAAAUUGCACAAUGGUAAAUUUUCCAUAACUUUGGAUAAUGGUGUACACUGUGUUAAAACACCUGAGUAUGAUUUGGAUAGAAAUCAAGUUGCAGUGGGUAAAGAAUUUGAAUUGACUGUGAGCGAUACAUUGCAGUUCAUCUUAACCACAAAGGCUGUCUAUACCAAACCGAAAGGAACAUUGGUUGAAGUACGUGAGAGAAAGCUUGUAAAAUCUAAAAAUAGAUUUUCCAGAUUUUUUGGCUCGAAAGAUCUCAUUACAACGACAAGGUAUGUUCCAAGUGAAAUCCAGGAUAGUUGGGCUGAUAAACUUGCUACUGACGGGUCUUUUGCUCGGUGCUAUAUUGACUUGGAACAGUUUGAGACCCAAAUAACUGGUCAGGUUAUGAAGUUUGAUUUAAAUUGUUUUAAUGAAUGGGCAACAACCACAACCAGGAACCAGAACCAUGUAGCUGGCAGAAUCAAGCCAUAUAAGAUUGCACAGGUGGAAGUAGAGAUGUUGUUUAUACCACGCACCGAUUCACACGAAACACUACCAAUGAGUAUCAAGUCAGCUUAUCAGGUUUUGGAGGAAUUCAACAAAGAGGCGCACGACCUGUAUGAGGGGUAUUUACAUCAAGAGGGUGGCGAUUGUGAGAUUUGGAAAAAGAGAUGGUUCAAAUUAUAUGGAACUUCUCUAAUUGCGCAUCUGGAGUUUAGUCACAAGACUAGAGCCAAGAUAAAUUUGAGCAAAAUAGUAGAUGUGGUGUACAUUGGAAAACAAAGCGCAGGUAAAUCAGAGCAAAGAAAAUUUAGUGACGUUCUUCUUGUUGAACACUCCUUCAAAAUCAAGUUUGCCAAUGGUGAAAUUAUCGAGUUUGGGGCUCCUAACAAACAAGAAAUGAAAAAAUGGGUAGAGAUAUUAGAGACAAUUGUCUACAGAAACAAUCUCAGACGCCAAGCAUGGGUCAAAUUGAUGCUUGAGCAAAAUAGAAGAAUGUAG
Messenger RNA from Lodderomyces oxycetoniae, 4869 nucleotides. It is a transcript of the gene INT1, whose product is annotated as Int1p. NCBI's taxonomy places the organism in Eukaryota, Fungi, Ascomycota, Pichiomycetes, Serinales, Debaryomycetaceae. The coding region runs from base 1 to 4869 and encodes 1622 amino acids. Gene Ontology annotation, molecular function: GTP binding. The record is from RefSeq and is a predicted model, not a curated record. The transcript has 2 exons. Gene Ontology annotation, cellular component: cellular bud neck contractile ring. Gene Ontology annotation, biological process: axial cellular bud site selection; protein localization to bud neck.